GCGUGCGCGGGCCCGGGAGGAGGCUCCCGAGCCAGUCGGCCGAGGCGGCGCAGCCAGCUCCCCCGCGCCCUAUGUGAGGGAAUCGGGGAGGCCUGCGGCGCGCCGGGGAGGGCGAGGCAUGUGCACGGGCCGGAGGGUGCUGCGGCCGCCCGAGGAAGAGGAGGACGGCGGCGGCGAGGAGAGUGGGGGGCUCGCGGCGGCGGGCCCGGGCCGAGGGGAUGCAGCGGACUGUGUGUGUCUGGCUGUAGCUGACGGGAGGCGGCGAGGAGGAGCCGGAGAUCCGCGAGAGGGACGACCAGGAGGCGCGGCGGUGGCGGCCGCGAGAAGUAGCAGUAGGACGGGCGGCGGCGGUGGCGGAGACGGAGACGGCAGCCCUGAGAUGCAUUUUCCUCUCCAGCGGCCAUGUUAACCAGGAAACCUUCGGCCGCCGCUCCCGCCGCCUACCCGACCGGCCGAGGAGGGGACAGCGCCGUUCGCCAGCUUCAGGCUUCCCCGGGGCUCGGUGCGGGGGCCCCCCGGAGCGGAGUGGGGACCGGCCCGCCCUCCCCCAUCGCCCUGCCGCCGCUCCGGGCCAGCAACGCUGCCACCGCAGCCCACACGAUUGGCGGCAGUAAGCACACGAUGAAUGACCACCUACACGUCGGCAGCCACAGCCACGGACAGAUCCAGGUUCAGCAGCUGUUUGAGGAUAACAGUAACAAGCGGACAGUGCUCACAACACAACCAAAUGGGCUUACAGCGGUGGGCAAGACGGGGCUGCCGGCGGUGCCGGAGCGGCAGCUGGAGAGCAUCCACAGGCGGCAGGGGAGCUCCACCUCUCUGAAGUCUCUGGAAGGCAUGGGGAAGGUGAAAGCCACCCCCAUGACACCCGAGCAAGCGAUGAAGCAAUACAUGCAGAAACUAAGCAGCUUUGAACACCAUGAGAUUUUCAGCUACCCUGAAAUAUACUUCUUGGGUCCAAACGCAAAGAAGCGCCAGGGCAUGACAGGCGGGCCGAACAACGGUGGCUACGACGAUGACCAGGGAUCCUACGUGCAGGUGCCUCACGAUCACGUGGCUUACAGGUACGAGGUCCUCAAGGUCAUUGGGAAGGGGAGCUUUGGGCAGGUGGUCAAGGCCUACGACCACAAAGUCCACCAGCACGUGGCCCUGAAGAUGGUGAGGAACGAGAAGCGUUUCCACCGGCAGGCGGCCGAGGAGAUCCGCAUCCUGGAGCACCUGCGGAAGCAGGACAAGGACAACGCCAUGAACGUCAUCCACAUGCUGGAGAACUUCACCUUCCGCAGCCACAUCUGCAUGACGUUCGAGCUGCUCAGCAUGAACCUCUACGAGCUCAUCAAGAAGAACAAGUUCCAGGGCUUCAGCCUGCCUUUGGUUCGCAAGUUCGCCCACUCCAUCCUGCAGUGCCUGGAUGCUUUGCACAAAAACAGGAUAAUUCACUGUGACUUGAAGCCCGAGAACAUUUUAUUGAAGCAGCAGGGUAGAAGCGGGAUUAAAGUGAUUGAUUUUGGCUCCAGCUGUUACGAGCAUCAGCGGGUCUACACGUACAUCCAGUCCCGUUUUUACCGGGCCCCGGAAGUGAUCCUCGGCGCCAGGUACGGCAUGCCCAUCGACAUGUGGAGCCUGGGCUGCAUCCUGGCGGAGCUCCUGACUGGAUACCCCCUCUUGCCUGGGGAAGAUGAAGGGGACCAGCUGGCCUGUAUGAUUGAACUGCUGGGCAUGCCCUCCCAGAAACUGCUGGAUGCAUCCAAACGAGCCAAAAAUUUUGUGAGCUCCAAGGGUUAUCCCCGUUACUGCACCGUCACGACUCUCUCAGACGGCUCCGUGGUUCUCAACGGAGGCCGUUCCCGGAGGGGGAAACUGAGGGGCCCACCGGAGAGCAGAGAGUGGGGGAAUGCACUGAAGGGGUGUGACGAUCCCCUUUUCCUUGACUUCUUGAAACAGUGUUUGGAAUGGGAUCCUGCGGUUCGCAUGACCCCUGGCCAGGCUUUGCGGCAUCCCUGGCUGAGGAGGCGGCUGCCAAAGCCUCCAACGGGGGAGAAGACGUCAGUGAAAAGGAUCACCGAGAGCACUGGUGCUAUCACAUCCAUUUCCAAGUUACCUCCACCUUCCAGCUCAGCUUCCAAACUGAGGACUAAUUUGGCACAGAUGACGGAUGCCAAUGGGAAUAUUCAGCAGAGGACAGUGUUGCCAAAACUUGUUAGCUGAGCUCCGUACCCCCCCGAUGCUGGUAAUUCUGAAAGAUACGACAUUGCUGAGCCUUACUGGGUUGAAAAGGAGUAGCUCAGACCUGUUUUUAUUUGCUCAAUAACUCGACUCAUUUGUAUCUUUUUGGCACUUAUUUUAAUGUAAGAAAGUUGUUCGUUUUGUUUUUAUAAAAUACAUGGGGACAAUGCUUUAAGUUUUUAUACUUUCUGAAACUGUUUUUGUGUUCUAAAAGUACGAUGAGCCUUACUGUAUUUAGUGUGGCAGAGUAAUAAACAUCAGUGGCAGGCCAUUGAUUACGUCAUGACUGCCGCGCAUCUACA
This is a messenger RNA of Balaenoptera ricei (Rice's whale), 2528 nucleotides long. It is a transcript of the gene DYRK2, whose product is annotated as dual specificity tyrosine phosphorylation regulated kinase 2. Lineage: Eukaryota; Metazoa; Chordata; Mammalia; Artiodactyla; Balaenopteridae. Gene Ontology annotation, molecular function: ATP binding; protein serine/threonine/tyrosine kinase activity; protein serine/threonine kinase activity. Gene Ontology annotation, biological process: peptidyl-serine phosphorylation; peptidyl-threonine phosphorylation. The transcript has 3 exons. Gene Ontology annotation, cellular component: nucleus. The coding region runs from base 403 to 2208 and encodes 601 amino acids. The record is from RefSeq and is a predicted model, not a curated record.